Molecule: messenger RNA, 4534 nt
Organism: Dunckerocampus dactyliophorus (ringed pipefish)
Lineage: Eukaryota; Metazoa; Chordata; Actinopteri; Syngnathiformes; Syngnathidae
Product: single-minded homolog 1-like
Exons: 14
Coding region: 1506-3791 (761 amino acids)
Biological process (GO): regulation of transcription by RNA polymerase II
Molecular function (GO): DNA-binding transcription factor activity, RNA polymerase II-specific; protein dimerization activity; RNA polymerase II transcription regulatory region sequence-specific DNA binding
Source: RefSeq, a predicted model, not a curated record
UAGAUGCACCUGUGCUUCUUGUUUACACACAAACAUUUACUGCAGAGGACAAGUGGGGAAAUGUCCAAUUAGCAUGUGACUAAAUAUGGCACUGAUGUCUUUGUUGACUUCAAUUAGGCUUGUUUGAAUAUACAGCAAAGUCAACUGGUGCAUGCUGCUGGUGCCUUUCCUUUCAAAAGUUUACUUUACAAGUGGUUAAAAAUACCACAAAGGCAUACAGCUUCCCAAAAUAUGUGUUGUUGCAAUAGAAAUGAAUGCAGUAGAAAGUAAAGCAGCAGCAACAGGGCUUUACCAACUCUGAGUGGGGGAAAAGGAGUCUCACACCUCCCUCAAUGUCAUUUCAAUGUGGACCAUCACACAUUGGACGGGAUUAUAUGGGCAUAUUCGAGGUAGUAUGUAUGUGUAUAUGUGUAUUCUUACCGAAUCUUAGAACGUGUGGCAUCCCGCGAGAGUGACCAAGAAAGAGCAGCAGAAGCGGAAUGAGCCUAAGCUUGGACCUGAAAACGACACUGCUUAUCAUCAGAGGACGGGAGGUAAUCUUCAUGUUGUUUGCAAAAAAAAAAAAAAAAAAAAAGAAUGCACGGUGGUUUUAAUCCCGCCGGCGCGUGGGUUCGAUAUCUCCCGUUCCUUUCUUAAUUCUCGUCGCAGUCGUUUUUUCCUGUUUUUUUUGGGAUGCGCAAGAUCACGGCAUGGUCACUUGCGCGCUCCCAAAAUCCAUUAGCAGUCCCGGCAUGGUUCUUCUCUGCUCUUCUUCUUCUUCACUGCAGCAAGAUGCAACAAUCCUUCGGGUCGUGGGAAGAUGGGACAUCCAUGUCGAAAGGGCUCCGAGUACAGGAGAGGAAGUGUGUGUCGGUUUGUCAGGGAGGAGAGGGAGCCCGAGCAUGGGCUGUUGAAGACGCUGGAGCGGGGACGGAGAGCGCCAAGCAGAGGAUACAGCAGCGAUGUGCAGCCCCCCCCCUCCUAUGAGGCACUGUGGGCUGCAUGCCCUCCCAUUCUACUGCACUGCUGCACAGCCUGUGACGUGGCGCCAAGGACUACCUGUUUCCUGUUGUAUAAUGGCUAGCUGCUAGCGAUCAUACAUGCUGAAUGAAGGCAGAAGUUACGCGGCUGUAGGGCGCCUGGAAUACUGGAAAUGAAUCUUCUGUUCAUGGAGGACGACGAGGUGGAAUAUGUUUGAAACAAGGAUACAAAAACGCUGCAGCCUAACGGCUCCAGGACAAGCCACGAUCAGACGACGUUCCCGCUGCUCCUGAAAGCUGCCUUGUACUGCACUCCUCCCCAUUGAACAAGAUGCCGGUGAUGGAUGCAAGCCGCCACUUAGGAUGCAUGACUUUACAGCCCAUCUAAGGAAUACCAAACACACUGGAUUCGAUAUUUAAUGCACACCUUUCCUCUCGACAAGAGCAAUUAAAAAAAGAAUACAGUCACCAUGACGAAGAGGCUGAUGUGAAGGAGCAACAUAGCCGCAUGCAAGCCAAGAGCCACCAGUGACCACCAGCACAGAAAUGAAGGAGAAGUCCAAAACGGCAGCAAGGACUAGACGGGAAAAGGAGAACAGUGAAUUUUAUGAACUGGCCAAAAUGCUGCCUUUACCGUCGGCCAUCACAUCCCAACUGGACAAAGCGUCCAUCAUUAGACUGACCACAAGCUACCUGAAGAUGAGGAUAGUCUUCCCGCAGGGUUUGGGCGAAGCUUGGGGUGUUACAAAUCGAACAAGAUCUUUGGAUAACAUUGGACGUGAGCUGGGCUCUCAUUUACUGCAGACAUUGGACGGCUUUAUAUUCGUUGUAGCUCCAGAUGGGAAAAUAAUGUACAUUUCAGAGACAGCUUCUGUCCACUUAGGACUGUCCCAGGUAGAGUUGACCGGAAACAGUAUUUAUGAAUACGUGCACCCUGCCGACCAUGACGAGAUGACAGCAGUUCUGACGCCACAUCAGCCCUACCACUCACAUUUUGUACAAGAGUAUGAAGUGGAGCGCUCUUUUUUCCUGAGAAUGAAAUGUGUGCUGGCCAAAAGAAACGCAGGCCUCACCAGUGGUGGAUACAAGGUGAUCCACUGCAGUGGCUACCUGAAGAUUCGUCAGUAUAGUUUGGACAUGGCACCUUUUGAGGGCUGCUACCAGAACGUGGGCCUGGUGGCCGUGGGACACUCUCUACCCCCCAGCGCUGUCACAGAAAUCAAACUGCACAGCAACAUGUUCAUGUUCAGAGCCAGUUUGGACAUGAAGCUCAUCUUCCUUGACUCCAGGGUUGCCGAGCUGACAGGUUACGAGCCACAAGACCUGAUUGAGAAAACUCUUUACCAUCACGUCCACAGCUGUGACAUCUUCCACCUCCGCUGUGCCCACCACCUCCUGCUGGUAAAGGGCCAAGUCACCACUAAGUAUUACCGGUUCCUGGCCAAGCAAGGCGGAUGGGUGUGGGUGCAGAGUUACGCAACUAUCGUCCACAACAGCAGGUCGUCGAGACCCCACUGCAUAGUCAGCGUCAACUACGUCCUUACGGACACAGAAUACAAGGGAAUGCAGCUGUCCCUGGACCAAAUGAGCCCCACCAAGCCUGCUUUCCCUUACAUUGACAGUCUGAAUGAAGACAGGAAGAGCACAAAGUCACGUCUGACCCAAGCAAAGGCCAAAGCCCGAGUGUCACCCUACCCGCAGCAGUUCUCAGCGUUCAACCCAGAGCGUUCCGAGUCAGACCAGGACAGCCAAUGGGGAGGGAGCCCGCUGACGGAGUCGGCCUCGCCUCAGUUGUUAGAUCCGAGCGAAGCCGCCGAGGCAUCGUGCGCCUACAGACUGUAUCCAGAGUCGGGCUCCCUGUGCUACGGUCUGGGUCUGCUGGAGGAGGAUCUCGCGCACGCCCAGACCCGCCCUCACCCGACCGCCUGCGAUCGGGCUCGAUGUCAAAGCGGGCGCUACUUUUUGGGAGCUCCCCAAUCGGGGAGAGAGAUGUGGUGGGACGCCACCCGUUCCGUGCUGUCCCUACCGAAACCAUCUGCAGAGAACAGCGAAGGCUACGAAAUCACGUCCUACCACGGAGCCUUUCACGGACGAGGCCACUGGGAUGAAGACAGCGUCAUGAGUUCUCCGGAUGGCGGAGGGUCCACCAGUGAUUCGGGUGAGCGCUACCACCAGGACCACUUCCAAGGUAGUCCUCGAGAGCCCAGCAAGAUGGAGACCCUCAUUCGUGCCACACAGCAGAUGAUCAAAGAGGAAGAGAGUCGCUUGCAGCAGCACAAACCCCCUUUGGACGUUUCAAGCCUCACAAAGGCUCACAGUCCGUGUUUUACCUCCUCCCUACCUCAUCAGUCGCAGCUCAGCAUGCCCAGCAGCGUGGUCUGCCGAGGCCCGGGAGCCCCGAGCAUCGACCUUCCCUCUGAACGCCUCCAUCAUCGGAUCAAACCGCCAGGUUCUCAUGAAAACAAUGAUGAAAACACAACCAGUCCUGGCUCCCUGUCUCGCCUCAGCAGCCCCAGCUCUGAUGGCAUCCCCAGGUCUGGUCUGUCCCUCACCAAAGACUACAUGCAGACCGAUCUGUCCCCGCAUCCGUCGCAACCACAAGGGAGCCUUCUGCUCUAUCCAUCCCAGGAGAGGCAGCCUCCAGACAGGCAAGCGGCAUACGCAUUGACUGGGUACUCCCUGGAACACCUGUAUGACCCAGAGAGCCUACGGAGUUACUCCGGACUUGCUUGUGGAGGAGUCCAGUACGAUGUGGCGACACACAUGAGGAUGCAGGCGGAGCAGAUGCAGGGACACAAAGCCACCUCUGUGAUUAUAACCAACGGGAGCUGACAAUAUCUGAUGCUGAUAGGUCCUAUUCUCUAAAGCAUGGGAAUAUUAUCUACGCUGAGGGAUUGUUCUUGACACUGGAGCAUGCUCUUUUCCAAGAAUGUUCAUGAACUCAUGUUCACAAAGCCAAGAGGCAAAGGUCGAGGUUUUUUCCACAAUAUGGGGAGAAGAGUGUUAUUUUAAUGGCGGUGAACUGAAUUCCCUUCUUCCUGCAGAGGCGACCGAGGUGCUGAGUCUGGUUAAACAUCAAGCUGAUCUUUGCAGCACGAAUGUCUCAUGCGCUAUUGGCUUUGUUGGUUAAUCUAUCUUGGAUUUCCAGUGGCUGUAAGAGAAUGUGUUGCUCCAUCGCCCUUUCUCCUAAGAACUCCAUUGCACAGAAGAGUAGGAAUAAUGUUUGACGCAACAUGGGAAAGCGUUUCACUAGUGUAUAAUGUUGAUGGUUCUUUGUAUUUUUUUGUCUUUAGGUAAUUUCCUGUCCAAACAGAGUAGUUUCGGUGUUUGGCUAACAGUGGAAACACAGCAGGCGAAAUGCUUCUGAUUGUAAAACUUUCAAACGUAGCGUCCGAGACAUUAUUCAUGUAUAUAUCACUUUAAAACAACAAUGUUUACAUAUCAGGAUAUAAACCUCCCCAUGUUUUUACCUCGUUAGCAUAGCAGUGCAACAUGCUUUGAAAUCCUGCUUCACACGCAACUUGUUUGUCAUAACUAAAAUGUGCUGAAUGUCUUCUCUUCUAUUUAAUUUAUAA